AUGACGAACUCAACUUCCUCCAGCCCCAAGGUCAAUGUCCUCUUCGUCUGCCUGGGGAACAUCUGUCGGUCCCCCAUGGCCGAAGGUGUCUUCCGGAACGUGGCCUCCUCGCACCCCUUAAUCAACGAGAUCGACUCCGCCGGCACGGGCGCAUACCAUGUUCUCGAGCCCCCCGACUCGCGCACCAUGUCCACCCUGCGCAAGCACGGAAUUACCGAUUACCAGCACGCCGCCCGCAAGGUGACCAAGGAGGACUUCCUGAACUUCGACUACCUGCUGGCCAUGGACAAAUACAACCUCCGCGACCUCCUGGAUACCCGCGAGUCUGUGAUCGCGUCGAUGAACAAGUCCGGUGGUGCGGCGUCGCGGGGCAGCAAGGGCACUCGGGGAGCGACCGCCGCGGCGCUUGCGGCGAGCGGGGAAGCCGGCGCCAAGGUGGCAGAAGUGCGCCUGUUUGGAGACUUCGGCGCUGGCGGCGUCUUGCAUGAUCGCGUGGGUGGGGGAGAGGUGGUGCAGGAUCCGUACUAUGGUGGGGUGAACGGGUUCGAGGAGGUGUAUCGGCAGGUGGUGCGCUUCUCGAAGGGGUUCGUGGAGUAUUUGGAGAAGGAGGCUCAGAAUUAG
This is a messenger RNA of Aspergillus melleus, 621 nucleotides long. It is a transcript of the gene ltpA, whose product is annotated as tyrosine protein phosphatase LTP1. Gene Ontology annotation, molecular function: non-membrane spanning protein tyrosine phosphatase activity; acid phosphatase activity. The record is from RefSeq and is a predicted model, not a curated record. NCBI's taxonomy places the organism in Eukaryota, Fungi, Ascomycota, Eurotiomycetes, Eurotiales, Aspergillaceae. Gene Ontology annotation, biological process: protein dephosphorylation. The transcript has 2 exons. Gene Ontology annotation, cellular component: cytoplasm. Bases 1 to 621 code for a protein of 206 amino acids.